Molecule: messenger RNA, 1935 nt
Organism: Symbiodinium sp. CCMP2456
Lineage: Eukaryota; Dinophyceae; Suessiales; Symbiodiniaceae
Source: the annotation of a GenBank genome assembly
AUGGUGUUCUGCCGAUCUCACCUCAGUAUCCAGAUGGCGGCAGUUGCCGCGCAGCGCCUUUCUAUCCCGAGGCUAGCUGGCGAAAGCUGUCGCGGAGGAUUUUUUCGGACAUGCUGGCCCGACAACCAUGGCAGCGUUGGCAUGGUGAGCGCGACACGGUCAGCAUCAUCCUCGAGGGCCUGGCCCUCUCAAAGCGACGAGAAGAGCCAGGACGUCGAGGUCAAGGUGCCCGCCGGGGCGGUGGUGGGCGAUGUCACCAAAGAGGCAGGCAUGGAGGAGCUUCUCAGAGCGUCUCGUGGUGGAGGAGGCGGCCUGCGCAUCCACAAGAGAUGCCACGGCUGCGGCGCCUGGCUUCAUUCAAACGACCCCGAAGAGCACGGCUAUGUGCCCGAGGAGGCACGUGAGAAGUUUUCACUCACGGGCCGGAGGAAGGUUCGAGCAACUCCGAAGGGGGUGCCUGUGGAUGUGCUCCCGCAAGGGGUUGAGGUGAUGCGAGACACAUCGGUGAAGUACAAGGACAGGACACGCAUGUUGGUCUGUCAGCGAUGCUACCGAUUGCAGCACUAUCACAGGAUGGACACGUCUGUCAAGGGUGGCUUCUACCGCAUGGAAGGUGGGCGAGAUUGGGAGCAUGAGGCAGAGAUCGUGGAGAAGAUUGUCCGUCGAAUGCGCAAAGGCUCCAUAGUCCUCAUGGUUGUGGACCUGUUAGACUUCGAAAGUUCACUGGUGCCCGAGCUCUUUGAUGCUUGUCGUAACCGUCGGUUUCCUGUGAUCGUGGUCGUGAACAAAGUCGAUUGUCUUCUAGACAAGAUGCGGGACAAAGAGAAGGGCCUAGCACGGCUGAAAGUCUGGGUGCGACGCAUGUCGCGACAGAUCCGGAACGUUCACACGAACGAUGUGGUCCUGAUCAGCUCCAGUAGUGGCCACGGCUUCAAGCAACUCGAGGAGAGAUUGAGGCACCACCUCCUGCCAGAGGACCCCAAGUGGAUGUACGUGGUGGGCCGUGUGAAUUCGGGCAAGUCUACAUUUGUGAACCGCUUUUUGUGGUACAUCGGCUACAAGCAUCAGGGGGCAGUCCACUACAAGCGAGCAGUGGGUGGUGUCACUCGUUCCCCUGUGCCAGGGACGACGCUGCACUUCGUGUCUUUUGGCCUGCCGAAGGGAUUCAGGCUGGUCGACUGUCCUGGGAUUCCUUCACGUCACCAGGUCACCGCACAGCUUCAGGAGGCCAUGGAUCUCUACGCAGUGGUGCCUCGCAAGCGGAUAAACUCAAUUUCUUACGCUUUGCACACAGGUCGCUCCUUCCUGGCCGGUGCCCUGGUUCGCAUCGACCAGGUGCAGGGAAACAUCAGCUUUCUCUCGUCCUUCUUUGGCUUGAGCGUCACGCUCCACGUCUGCCAAACCUGUAAAGUGGAGGACCUGCUGAGCCGUAAAGCUGGAGACUUCUUCUACCCGCCUCACAGUCGUGACGAUUUCGAGCGGCUGGGUCCGCUGGUGCGUCACCGUGUGGAGGUUUUCGGCAGCAGUGACCGUGCCUGGGACGACAUUGUCAUCGCUGGCAUGGGCUGGGUGUCCAUUAGUGGCUACGGCACCAAAGUCCUUGACGUUUGGGUUCCCAAAGGAGUCAAAGUUUUCCGACGCCCGGCGCUGAUGCCGCAGGAGAUGCGCAGCCGGGGCAUAACCAGGUUUCACGUGAACCAUCGUGCAAGAAGCCCAAAAAUCUUCCGCAAGAAGAACGGCAUGGUCAAGGCGCGCCAAGACAAGGAGCUGCGUGACAAGCUGCGCGCCGAGCAGGCUGACAUCGAAGCUGAGCAGGCUGCCAUGGUGGAGGUUCCCGAUGACGUCGCCUUCGUUGACAGCGAGCUCGAGCUCCCACCAGGGUACUCCAUGGCAGAGCCCCUCCCGAAGACCGACCAAGCAAAGGAAGAUGCGUGA